Molecule: messenger RNA, 2013 nt
Organism: Thamnophis elegans (Western terrestrial garter snake)
Lineage: Eukaryota; Metazoa; Chordata; Lepidosauria; Squamata; Natricidae
Gene: GNA12
Product: G protein subunit alpha 12
Exons: 4
Coding region: 128-1354 (408 amino acids)
Biological process (GO): Rho protein signal transduction; adenylate cyclase-modulating G protein-coupled receptor signaling pathway
Cellular component (GO): heterotrimeric G-protein complex; brush border membrane
Molecular function (GO): GTPase activity; guanyl nucleotide binding; G-protein beta/gamma-subunit complex binding
Source: RefSeq, a predicted model, not a curated record
CCUGGCCCCGCCCCUCUGGGUGGGCGUGAGGGCGAGGACGGAGGGAAGGUCGCGGCGGCUGAGGCGGCGCCUUUCCCGCCCGGGCCUGUCUAAGGGGGCCGCCGCCGCCGCCGCCUCCUCCUCUUCCAUGGCCGGAGUGGUGCGUUCCCUGGGCCGCUGCCUGUGGCCGGCGGGCGGCGGCGAUCUCGGGGUCGAGGCGGCGCCAGGGCCGCUGGAGCCGGGCAAGGAAGGCGGCCUUCCCCGGUCGCCGCCGUCCCCGCCGCCGCCGCCCCCUCCUCAGGUCUCUCUCCGCCGGCGGGAGCUGGAGCGCGAGGCGCGCCGCCGGAGCCGCGAGAUCGACGCGCUGCUAGCCCGCGAGCGCCGCGCCGUGCGCCGCCUGGUGCGGAUCCUGCUGCUGGGCGCCGGCGAGAGCGGCAAGUCGACCUUCCUCAAGCAGAUGCGCAUCAUCCACGGCCGCGAGUUCGACCAGAAGGCGCUGCUCGAGUUCCGCGCCAUCAUCUACGAGAACGUCGUGAAGGGCUGCAGGGUUCUCGUCGAUGCACGGGACAAACUGGGCAUUCCUUGGCAGUACGCGGAAAACGAGAAACAUGCCAUGUUCCUAAUGGCCUUUGAAAAUAAAGCAGGCAUGUUCAUUGAGCCCUCCGUGUUCCAGUUGUAUGUACCAGCUCUGACAGGCCUGUGGAGGGAUUCUGGGAUCAAGGAAGCCUUCAGCCGUCGAAGUGAAUACCAGCUGGGUGAAUCAGUAAAAUAUUUCCUGGAUAAUCUGGAUCGGAUUGGCCAGUUGAAUUAUUUCCCCAGCAAACAAGACAUCUUGCUGGCUAGGAAGGCCACCAAAGGGAUCGUGGAGCACGACUUCAUCAUUAAGAAGAUCCCUUUCAAGAUGGUGGACGUGGGCGGGCAGAGGUCUCAGCGCCAAAAGUGGUUCCAGUGCUUCGACGGCAUCACCUCGAUCCUCUUCAUGGUCUCCUCCAGCGAAUACGACCAGGUCCUGAUGGAAGACCGGCGCACCAACAGGCUGGUGGAGUCCAUGAACAUCUUCGAGACCAUCGUCAACAACAAGCUCUUCUUCAACGUCUCCAUCAUCCUCUUCCUGAACAAAAUGGACCUCCUGGUGGACAAAGUCAAGACGGUCAGCAUCAAGAAGUAUUUCUCGGACUUCAGGGGCGACCCUCACCGCCUGGAAGACGUCCAGCGCUACCUGGUCCAGUGCUUCGACCGGAAGAGGCGGAACCGCAGCAAGCCCCUUUUCCACCACUUCACCACCGCCAUCGACACCGAGAACAUCCGCUUCGUCUUCCACGCGGUGAAGGACACAAUCCUCCAGGAGAACCUUAAGGACAUAAUGUUGCAGUGAGCGGAAACGGGAUUCCACCCCAGGGGAAACCUGACCCCGUUAUAGGCCAAUCUGUCAGCACUUGGGUGUUUCUUCCCUCCGAGAGAUCCACGCUGUGCCUUGAAGUUAGGAAAGCUGGGAAGCAGAAGUAGAAGAAUUGCAGAAGCUGAAGCGCGUUUUCUGCCUCGCUCCUCAACCCAAGAGCACAACUGAACCCAUAAGAUUUCCUCUCGGCUUUUGAAAAAGCCAAAGUUGUUGGGAAACGCAACAGAGGCGUCUGUGUGAAUUAACCUUAUUCUGCAAGAGUGCCAGAACCUUCUGGCCUUCCAUACCUGUCAGCCUUAAAACUAGUUUUGGGUGCUGAAAUAAUGAAUCCGGUUAUAUAUAUUUCAUUUCUUCGCCGAGGGUUCUUUUUAAGACAAUACAUGGCAAAUACAGGGUCAUAAUUCCAAGGUCAGUACAAUAGUGGCCCAAAUUGUGGAAAUCUUUUGGGAAAAAGUGUACAGUAAUUUUGAGGUUUGAUGGCUAAUAAUACCACUUUUUUUUUUUGGAGCAGUACCAUGCAAUUAUAUAUCAAUGAAAAGAUAAUUUAAUCAAGAAUGUAAUGCAACGAACAACAGUUUGUUCAAUUAUCUGUAUUCAGUGAAAUGAUAUAGCCAAAUAACCAGAAAAAAAAGGAA